Messenger RNA from Salvia splendens (bonfire salvia), 1206 nucleotides. RefSeq lists its product as uncharacterized. Lineage: Eukaryota; Viridiplantae; Streptophyta; Magnoliopsida; Lamiales; Lamiaceae. The record is from RefSeq and is a predicted model, not a curated record. The transcript is spliced from 9 exons. Bases 1 to 1206 code for a protein of 401 amino acids.
AUGGCUCCUUUUGUAACCUGCUUAACCAAUCUUUCAAAGGCAAUCACCACCUCCACCAUUAAAGUAAGAUGUGUCUGUAGGUAUGAAGGGGUUCCAGAGGAUAAAAAUGAUAACAACCUAGAGUGUGUUUUGCAUGAUAAUGAGGGGACAAGAAUUCAAGCAUCAUUCACUAAUAACAUUAUGCAAAAGAUGGCCUUUCAAAUUAGGGAAGGGGGUGUCUUUUAUAUAAAAAACUUCUUGGUGCAGAGUAACACUCUUAAAAACAAAGCAACAAACCAUCAAUUUAGGCUGGUAAUGAAUAGCUACACUGAGAUCUUUGAGGUCAAAGAUUUGGCUUUUCCUAGAAAGAUAUUUUCUUUCAAGCCAUUUCCUGAAAUUUUACAAAUGAGACACUAUGAUGAUACAUCCUUUUUUGGUGAAAUGAGAAUAUCAACACACUUUCAAGCAUCAAAGGUUCUAAUUAAUCCAAAAUUAGAUGAAGUUACUGAUUUUAGGAAAAGGAUUGAAGGUGAUGAGAGAUUUAUUCGCAAUGGUUCUUUGGGUCCAGUUGGACCAAACAUGAGUAGUGAGUUUGAUAAUCUUACAGUGAAGUCUCUUGAGGAUUUAGAAUGUCUAGAGGAUGGGUUAUAUUGGAUUUUUGGAAAGAUUGUAUCUGUGGAAUCACAUUAUGAUACAUGGUAUUACAUGUCAUGUAAGACCUGUUUCAAGAAGGUUGAGGCAGAGGAUAAUAAGUUUUACUGUUCAGUAUGUAAGAGCACUUAUUCCCAUGCUUAUAGAAGGCAUAAAUUUAUUGUCAAUAUUGUUGAUGAUACAAGCAACACUUCAGUUUUAGUGUGGGAUAGGAAGGGGAUCCAACUGAUAGGAAAAAAGGUUUAUGAAUUUGUAGGGGCUGAUAAUCAGGUUUUGCCAAUAGAGGACAUUGCUAAAGAAAUUGAAAAGAAGUUGGUGGGGCAGAUAACCCCCCUAAAGCUUGGUUCUCAAGAAGCUAAGAGAGAAUUAAAGUUAUCUGAUCUCAUCUUUGGUUCUGAUCUUUCAGAGGUUUCUCAGAAAAGCUUUGUUACUCCAGAUUUGUCAAGUGUAACAAAUGAGAUUAAUCAUGAGUGCAACAUUGAAGGAUCUGUUAAGAGGUGCUUGGAGAAUGAUUUUAAUAGCUAUGAUGAUAUUUUCAGCUCUCAGAAGAACAAGAAUAAAAAAGUCAACAAGUAG